Messenger RNA from Loa loa (African eye worm), 1191 nucleotides. RefSeq names its product 40S ribosomal protein S27. Gene Ontology annotation, cellular component: ribosome; cytosolic small ribosomal subunit. Gene Ontology annotation, molecular function: RNA binding; structural constituent of ribosome. Gene Ontology annotation, biological process: translation; ribosomal small subunit assembly. The coding region runs from base 620 to 874 and encodes 84 amino acids. NCBI's taxonomy places the organism in Eukaryota, Metazoa, Nematoda, Chromadorea, Rhabditida, Onchocercidae. The record is from RefSeq and is a predicted model, not a curated record. The transcript has 2 exons.
GUAGGUGUAAGAGAAGGAAGGGAGACGAAGUUGGCGUGGGAGAUGUAAAGUCAAGUUGGGAUUCGUAACUGUGGGGGUUGAGUAUGACGUGGUUCCAUGAGUAUCGUGGGUUGCGGGAUUUUAAGUCAAUUAGGGUGACCUGGAAAGUGACCUGGAGCAGGAGCGAUAUAAGUAAUUUCUUUUGACCUUAAGUAAAUCAGUUAGAGUGGCCUGAAACAGGAAUUCGAUACAAUUCAUAUCGAAAUUUUGAUUCAUAUCGAAUUAUUUGCUAGUGGGAUACUUAGUAUGCUGUAUAGGGAAGUAUUGCAUUUUGAUAACAUUGCUGAAGAGUAAUUAGUGAAAGAAAAGGUAGAAAUUUGUUAUUCAAGAGCUGUAGUUCUUUUAGAAAGAUUUUAAUAAUAUCACUCUGAUAUAGAUGUAAUGGAAAAACAGACGUGAUUUGGAUCUCUUUAAUACUCAGCAGUUUAGAGAGUUAUCUCGAACUAUUGAAAUAACCUGAAGGUUUCGCAUAAUUUGAAUAUGCAUCUGUAGAUGAGCUAGUUGAAAUAUACACAUAUCUCUGUCGUGCUUUUUCAGUUAACGAAUACUUUCGAUAAUUACGUUGCAUCUGUUAUAAAAAAUGCCGUUAGCACGAGAUUUAUUGUAUCCAGAUCCUCAAAAGGAACGAGAACGAUGUAAGUUGAAGAGGUUAGUACAGCAACCGAAUUCUUUCUUCAUGGAUGUAAAAUGCCCAGGAUGUUACAAAAUUACAACAGUAUUCAGUCAUGCUCAAUCCGUGGUAGUUUGCGUUGGAUGUAAUACGGUACUUUGCCAGCCAACUGGUGGAAAAGCCCAUCUAACAGAAGGAUGUUCAUUUCGGAAAAAGCAGCAUUAAACAUAGAAAUUAUUUCUCUUGUUUUACAUUGGAAAUACUAUUUAGUCUAACUUUUGAGUUGUUAUUCUUUACAUCGUUAAGUUGUUUGACAAUGAUUAGGCAGUGUGAAUUGCUGACCACUAAAGUCUCAUCAUUAGAAUGGAUUUUGUCCGCGGGAGGAGUUGAGUUCUGGUAUAAAAUGGUGCAGGUUCAUGAAUUUUAAAAAUGAAGUUCAAAUUUUAGUAAGCACAACGCAUUUCUUUGCAAUCAGUGGUAUUAUAGUUCUAUCUGCAUGAUUAAUUUCUUGGUGUAUUUUGUUAACAUGAAAAUAAACGCCG